Drosophila rhopaloa is the source of this 654-nucleotide messenger RNA. Its product is annotated as TP53-regulated inhibitor of apoptosis 1-like. NCBI's taxonomy places the organism in Eukaryota, Metazoa, Arthropoda, Insecta, Diptera, Drosophilidae. The record is from RefSeq and is a predicted model, not a curated record. The transcript is spliced from 2 exons. The coding region runs from base 163 to 429 and encodes 88 amino acids.
AUUUGAAUCUUGAUAACAAGGUUCAUUUCUGUGAUAUCGAUAUGCUCCCAUCUCUGGAAACCUUUUCUUUAGUAUUACCGUUCCACGAACCUUUGUCACAUUUUUUCGGCUCUCUUAUUUAAUAAACAAAUUAUAACUUAAAAUCAAACAAAGUUAAUACAAAUGAGCAGCGUUGGCGAGGAUUGCAACGAGCUGAAGCAGCAGUACGACGCCUGUUUCAACAGCUGGUUUUCCGAGCGGUUCCUAAAAGGUCAAACGGAUGACUCAGUGUGCGCCCCAAUUUUCCGUGUUUAUCAGGACUGCGUCAAGCGCGCCAUUCGGGAGAAGAAGAUCGAUCUGCGAGAGAUUGACCCGAUCUACGACACAAAUAGCGAUCACGAGCAAACCAACAGCUCCACUGGAAAUCAGCAACAAAAGGGCAAGAGUUGACCCCAAAAGCCGCUCUACAAGAAUCCACAAAGCAAGCAGAAAAUCACCAAUUCUAGACUACCGAAAAGGAGUAUAGUUCUGUAUUCUCUAGCAGAAAACCCAGCAAUACAAGUUCGUGGCAUUUUGUCUGCUCUAACAAUACAAUGACUAUAUGCAACUGAUCAUUCAGUUGCCAAGAUGCCGCAAUAUACAAUUUAAUUAAUAAAUUAGUACUUUUCAAAGGAG